Messenger RNA from Rhinocladiella mackenziei CBS 650.93, 1266 nucleotides. RefSeq lists its product as uncharacterized. Bases 1 to 1266 code for a protein of 421 amino acids. NCBI's taxonomy places the organism in Eukaryota, Fungi, Ascomycota, Eurotiomycetes, Chaetothyriales, Herpotrichiellaceae. Gene Ontology annotation, molecular function: DNA-binding transcription factor activity, RNA polymerase II-specific; zinc ion binding. The record is from RefSeq and is a predicted model, not a curated record. Gene Ontology annotation, biological process: regulation of DNA-templated transcription. The transcript is spliced from 3 exons.
AUGACUGCUCAAUCUGGGUCGACGACAACCACCGCUACAAUAACGACCGCCUCAUCAUCCUCUCCUGCAAUGUUACCCACUCCCCCUUCUAAAUCAGAUGCAAAACCCAUCAAAUUAAGAGCAGCCUGUAACCACUGUUUCUCAGCCAAGGUACGAUGUGACGGGAACAAGCAAGGUUGCCGCAGAUGCUCCGAGAAGAAGCUAUCUUGCGUCUACAGCGAAUCUCGAGUGGGCAAGGUAGUGGGGAAGCGCAGAAAGCGACCGAUUGAUGACUCGAUCGGUAACAUCAAUUCCCAAAAUUGGAUCGUCAACGGAACUGUCCCCCUUCAGUCAAUCCCUUCGCCGGCCACCACUCACGGUUCCGACGAAUCGACCAAGAGACACGGCAACACACCCAGUUGGACUUCAUUCAUUGCCGCUCCUGAUCAAGGGUUUCUCCCGUUUGACGACACGGCCGACUCUUUGAAUGCCAUUGACACGGCCGAUAACCGAAGUUUCUCAGUGACCAGCGAUCUCGCCCUCUUCAACAACAGUGGUCUGCCCACCCCCGCCCUUAGUCCACCACAAUUUACCCGAUAUCUAUCCCCGGCCCAACUAGAGACUCGACCGACGUCAAGUCAGGCAUCAGGUCGCAUCGACCCGUCCCGGUUACAUCCCCCAACCUCCCAGGUACCCCGUACCAGGCAGGUGGAUGCGACACCGGAAGACGAAGAGACGGUUUGCCUCAAACUGUUAGCCCAUCUGAAAAAGCACGCGGCAGAUGAAUUACAGCCACGAGAAGCACAACUCGAGCUGUUGAAGAAAUGUAACGCCGCCGUGCGGAGAGUCUUGUGCAGCAAAACCAUUCGAAGUGACUACGCCUGUCAUUUGCUUCUCUCCAAUAUCAUCCAUCACCUGGUACGGCUGUGUGAGCGGCUUUGCCAGGGGAAACAGGACGAACCCAGGAACAUAGAUUCGCAAUUUCUUCAGGACCAGGUUCAUUUUGAAGCUGUGCCUGGAUUCUUCGACACCGCAGCCCCGCAGCCCCUCUCCCAAACGGAGCAAGAAUCAAUACUGAGCCUGAUCGAGGAAGUCAUGGCGUCUGCCUCGGUGGUGGGGGAUAUGCUCAAAAGAAAGCCUCUGCAGGGGUUUCAAAAUCUCGGACGACACGAAACAUUCCACCUCGAACUUGAGCAGAGAUUGAAGAAGGCAAGGGUCUCGCUGCAGUCAUGGAAUUUUAAUGCUUGUAAUGGAAGACGGUCGAGUAUAUGCUGCACAGUGGAAUAG